CGCUCAGUGGGCUCUCUGGGAGCUGCGGGUGGGAGUCCGCCGGAGAAGCUGCUAAUGGAAGGAUGAGGCUCCCCGGAGAGUGAGACACCCCGAAAUCCGAGAGGAGACGCCGUGUCCUUCACGGGCUGAGCGGUGUGCACCGUGACUUACGGGAGAGAGAAGCCGGGGUUGGGGGGAGAGGAGAAGACUCUAAGAUGAGUAAGAAGCCUCCGGUUCGCCCUGGAAUCACAUUUGAGGUUGGCGCUCGUUUGGAGGCGCAGGACUACCUGCAGAAAUGGUAUCCAUCCAAGAUAGAGAAAAUGGACUACGAAGAGGGGAAGAUGUUGGUUCACUUUGAACGCUGGAGCAGUCGAUACGACGAGUGGAUUCACUGGGACAGCACCCGCAUCCGUCCUCUCGAAAGACCUGCCCUGCGAAAAGAAGGACUGAGGGACGAUGAGGAGGACGUCGAUUUUAAUGAAGGAGAAGAGGUUCUAGCCCGUUGGACGGAUUGUCGAUAUUAUCCUGCCAAGAUCGAAGCCAUAAACAAGGAAGGAACCUACACUGUGCAGUUUUACGAUGGGGUUAUUCGUUGCCUGAAGAAGAUGCACAUUAAGUCUAUGCCAGAAGAUGCAAGAGGCCAGGACUGGAUUGCAUUAGUCAAGGCAGCUGCUGUACUGGUCAAGAGCAAGUCUUCUAACAAACCAAGGACAAGUGUGAACAGCAAUAAAGACACUAAAGAAGAGAAGAAAAUGCACAAACUAUCUUUAAAGAAGGAAGAUGUCCCUAUCGGUAAAGCGGUGGAACUGUUCCACAAGGAAGAGGAGCCGACGUCGAGCAGGACCCUGGAGAUUGCGUUAGAAGAGGUUCCCAAGCUGCCCCUUCAGUCUCGAGAAGAUGAGGUGUUACUGAAGAGGAAGAUCAGCCAAGCCAGCACCUUCCAAGCAAAGCGUGCCCGGCUAAACAAAAUAACAGGUUUAUUGGCCUCGAAAGCCGUGGUACUUGAUGACGCAGAAAAGAAGCAGCAAGCCACCGAACAGCCUGCAAAGCAGGAAGAGGCCAUUACUCCCAAACACCAGAGUCAAAUUGAAGCAGAUAUAUGCCAUUCUAGUACGGCAGCGAAACCCUUGCUGUUGCCGCCAUCUUUGUCUUCCGGGAAGUCUCGCAGCAAGAAAGACAAACAGGAGUCUGUGGAGGCCUCAGGGUGUAAAAAGUCCCCGUCAUUAUCCAUUACUGACCCACUGCUAAACCAAGGUACGCCGCACAACUCAAAUCUUUCUCGGCCUUCUGGGCGUAACAACCAAAGGCGAAGAUCGCGGCGCCUUACAUCGGAAACCUCUGGUGACGUUCUCCGCAUGCCUUUCAGUGAGGGACAAAGCCUUUUAAGUUACACAGAAACUCCGCAAGACCUUUCCAUACCUAAGGUACCCGAUGUUGCCUUUGUGCCUCAGGAGACGCUUGAACCACUUGACCUAAGCCGUAACGUGGAAAUCAAAACUCCCAUUAUCCCAGAAUCCACCUACCACUGCCCCACUAAAGAAAAGGAACCCUUACAAAUGAUAACCUAUUCUCCAAAAGCAAUAGCUGAUGGCAGAAUAGCCUCGACGUCAUCAGCACUGGAGUCCCACGCACUUUCCUUACACACCACCCUGGCUUUGCCGAACAACUUGAAGCCGCCUAAAGGAAGCAAGAAGAAAAAGUCCUCGGGCGUCUUGAGCACGGAAAUGACGGUGACGUUAUCGGCCACUGCAGCGGAAAACAAACCGCCCGAUCGCCUGCAGGAAAAGAUAAUGAAGAAAGUGAAUGACAAAGACAAGCAGCCGGACAUUGGAGUCGUUAAAUCGGAGAAGAAAAUUAAGUCUGAAGACAAAACCUCUUCUGCUGCAGGUAAGAAAAAAGAAAAAGAUAAGGAGAGAAAAGAGAAGAAGGAGAAGGAUCACUCAAAAUCCAAACAGAAGAAGAAGAAAAAGAAGAAGAAGAAAAAACAUUCAGACUAUGAAGAGGGCUCCUUGGAGUUCUUGGAUAGAAGCUCCUCUCCAGUCAUCCGCUCGUCCUCCAGCGUGACUGCCCCAAACAACACGCUGGCAGUGAAGGAUAGCACCUUCCAGUUCCCGUGUGCCAUCCUGUCCGUGGAUCUUACUGGAGAAAACCUUUCUGAGAUGGAAUUCCUCGAGGACUCCUCUACCGAGAGCCUGAUCCUCAGCGGGGACGAGUACAAUCAGGAAUUCGACUCUACAAACUUUGAGGAGUCGCAGGAUGAGGAGGAAGGCGUCGGCGAGAUCGUCCGAUGUGUGUGCGAGAUGGACGAAGAGAACGGCUUCAUGAUUCAGUGCGAGGAAUGUCUAUGUUGGCAGCACAGCAUUUGCAUGGGGCUGCUGGAAGACAGUAUUCCCGAGCAGUAUAUCUGCUACGUGUGCAGCGACCCACCAGGUCAGAGAUGGAGCGCAAAAUACAAGUACGACAGAGACUGGUUUAAUAAUGGUCGCAUGUGCGGUCUGUCCUUCAUAAACGAGAACUACUCCUACCUUAAUGCUAAGAAGAUUGUAUCCACGCACCACCUCCUGGCCGACGUGUACGGCGUGACUGAGAUACUACAUGGAUUGCAACUAAAAUUUGGGAUUUUGCAGAACACAGACCACCCUGACCUCAGACUUUGGUCCCGUCCAGUGAAGCCUCGGGAAGGAAGUAAAGGAAAAGGUGGAAAGAACCCUAGAGGGCCAACAAACAAGCUGGAUGCCACGGAAGAGACCUAUAUAGCCAACGAGCACUGCUACCAAAAGCCCCAUGUCUCCGGCGGCGAAAACAAGACGCCAAACGACACCGGAAAGUCUGGGGAUAAUAACAGAGUAAUAGUGGACGGUCACAAGAGCAGUAUUUACACAGAGGAGAAAAGACGAUUAUCAGAUCAUAUCAGUGUAGAAAGGAGGACGGAGCAGGUUCCCAGGGCUGAAGACACAGGGGUCUUCCAGUUCUCCAUUGUAUCACUGGAAAAUCAGGUGGUAUCGACUGACGUGUGUAAUGACAGGAGAGCAGCAGAGGAGCAGCUGGACGCUCACCUCCAGUGGCAGCUCAAUCUUCUCACCCACAUAGAAAGUGUCCAGAAUGAGGUCACCAGCCGCAUGGACCUCAUAGAGAAGGAAGUAGAUGUCCUAGAGAGCUGGCUGGACUUCACUGGGGAACUGGAGCCCCCCGACCCCCUGACGAGGCUGCCGCAAUUAAAGAGACGCAUGAAACAGCUUUUAAUAGACAUGGGCAAAGUUCAGCAAAUCGCCACACUCUGCUCCGUAUGACGAAAGAGAAGACGGAGGGAUUUGGCUGCGGCCACGGGUUGAACUAUUUUCUUACUUAGGAUACAAAGUUUGUACAGAUUUUAUUGACAUUAUAAAUAAAGUAUAUAUUAUAUUAUUAUUUAGUAUUAAUCCUUCACAAGGAUUAUAAACCAGAGGUGGCCGAGACUCUUCAGACUCUUCAUAUGGUGACUUUUCUUUCCAUGGAUAAGGAUACAAGAUGUGCUCUCCUCUGCUGAAGGGGCGGUGGUAUUACAUCCGAAUUCAGAAUUUCCUUAAAACAACGCCCCCCUUUUUCAUUUCCUUGCUGAUUUUGUUUUGCUCUUGACGUAAAGCAGUGUUGCAGUUAUUUGUAAUAUUCCAGCUUAGUACAUGUUUUUCUUAAAGGACACCUGUUAGCAGAUUUAUCCCUAUGACACUGGCCGACCUGUUACAUGUGCACUUGGCAGCUGAAGGCAUCUGUGUUGGUCCCAUGUUCCUAUGUGUCCACAUUGCUCAGAAAAAUGAUGUUUUAAUAUAUGCAAAUGAGCGUCUAGGAGCAACGGGGGCGUUACCAUUACACCUAGAGGCUCUGCUCUCUCUGCAACUGCCGCGUCCUCUGCACUUUGAUUGAUCGGGCCAGGGAUUAAUGAUCACAUUUACAUUGCAUGGUCCUGUCAUUGAAACUGGAGAGGUUGCAGCAGUUGCAGAGAGAGCAGAGCAU
Molecule: messenger RNA, 3969 nt
Organism: Bufo bufo (common toad)
Lineage: Eukaryota; Metazoa; Chordata; Amphibia; Anura; Bufonidae
Gene: PHF20L1
Product: PHD finger protein 20 like 1
Exons: 22
Coding region: 195-3269 (1024 amino acids)
Biological process (GO): regulation of transcription by RNA polymerase II
Cellular component (GO): nucleus; NSL complex
Source: RefSeq, a predicted model, not a curated record